CGGCGCUCCACACACGGCAGCGGCGCGAUGUUGUGCCGGCACCUUCGGCUGCUCCUGCAGCCCCGCGGGCGCUCCAUGCCCGCCUCCGAGGCCGUGCCGCAGCCAUCCCCCAGCAAGAGGCAGAAGGGCUCGGGUCCCGGCGAGCACAGCACACGGCUCCGCUUCACCAAGCUGUCCGAGAACGCCUUCGCCCCCUCCAGGGGCUCCGCGCGGGCUGCGGGCUACGAUCUGUACAGCGCCUAUGACUGUGUGAUACCACCCAUGGAAAAGGCAGUAGUGAAAACAGACAUUCAAAUAGCACUUCCUUCCGGGUGCUAUGGCCGAGUAGCACCACGUUCUGGUUUAGCUGCAAAGCACUUCAUAGAUGUUGGUGCUGGGGUUAUUGAUGAGGAUUACAGGGGAAAUGUUGGUGUAGUACUCUUCAACUUUGGCAAGGAGACUUUUGAAGUUAAAAAAGGGGAUAGAAUUGCCCAGCUCAUCUGUGAACGCAUUUAUUAUCCUGAGCUAGAAGAAGUUGAAGCUCUGGAUGAUACAGAACGUGGUGAAGGUGGCUUUGGUUCUACUGGGAAGAACUGAAAAUUACUUGAAUAUGCUUUAUAUUUUUUUUUUGUUACACUGUUUCUAAAUUUUCAUUUGAAUUAGAAGUGGGAUUUUAGGACUGCAUAAGAACACUUCCAGUUUUAUUCCAGCUUCUCUGUAUCCUCCUGUCUAUUUUUACAGGCAGUGAAUUUGCAUAAUGGGGAAAUGUGCACGACUGGCUUGGCUGACCAGUUGAUGUUUGGUCCUCAACAAUAAGAAUGUGUUGUUUUAUGUGUUGAUUAUACUCUAAUAAAUUAAAAAAUAACUUCACAAUUUGAUUUUACUCACCUAAACUAAAAGGACCAAUUUUGCCAGUUUGCGUUAAUCUUCUGAAAUCCAUCCUCCACGUGGUUCAGGUUUUCAUACUGAGAGCCCAUUUCAUACAUUUCGAUACGACUUCCCACUCUGACCCCUGAAAAAGGCAAAGAUAUUAAUAUUGCAUCUUCUACAACCUGUCCAAAUACUUGUGUUUCUGUUCAAAGCUAAAAUUCUGAUUUUGAUCCUUAGCUGAUCUUCAAGCAGCCCAUUUUUCCACUCUCUUAUAUUAAGAGCAAACAAUACAACGUUUGAGCUAAAUAACAACUCGUCUGGAAAUAACUUCUGUAUAGUAAGUGCUAUGAAAUAUGCUGUUGAAAUAUUUGUUGACAAAUCUAUUAAUAUGUUACUGUAUGAAUUAUUGAAGCAGUGCACAAAUUGUUCUUUUCAGUUCGAUUUUGUCCAUUUAACAGAGGACUCUUUGGAACCUGUCCUGAACCUGAUUCCAUAAGUGUGGGAAUCUCUGAAAUGCCUCAAAACCUUUUAGGUGAAAGAACAUGCACAGGAGAGCAGAAACAAAAAAGGAAAAAAUAAUGACUUUUUCCAGUUUACAUAAGAAUUAGAAAAAGGCUGUAAGGCUCUCAAACAUUUUUUUCCUGCAGCUGUCAGUGUUCUUUUUAGAUUUUCUUGGCUGAAAGGUCACAGGUACGAAAUACUGUGCUUUAAGUAGUGCUUCAGCAGUGGAGAGAUGGGCCUUUUGUAGAUUUAAGAUGUUCAUUCCUCUUGGUAGUCUCAGAUUAGAAUAAUCCUACUGGUAUUAGUACUGUCCUUGUCUAGAACUAACUAUUUUCAGUGAAAUAAGCCCAAAAUAUUUUACAUUUUGUAUAUUUUAUCCCACCCUCCCCCACAGUGAGCUGCAAAAUAAAGUGUAGUAUGAGAGCAUUCAUAUUCCUUUGGCCAUGGGAUAGUUAUUACAUUGACUUGGCAGUGCUGAAACAGUAAGUACAUCCAUCUUUGUCUGGGGUAAAGUCUUUCCCUCCCAUGUGCAUGAUAAGCUUAUUGUCUUUGUUGCUGUUGUUCCCUACCCCUCAUCACAACACUGUCCUUGCCUUUGUAUACCCAGACCUUCCUGAGCAGGCUCACCAGGCCAAAGCAAGGAGCACAUCACACCAGUGCACCUUCAAAUGAAUUGGAAAAGCCGAGCUUGACACUAAGUUUCUUGCAUUCUGUAACCUGCCAAAAAGGAACUUCAAUUACCAAAGGCUAUUUGUAGGUCUUAAAAUAACUAUGAUCCUUUAUGUAAAGCUGUUUCCUCCUGUCACACUGUAAGUCAAAGAGCAAGUUUUGCUGCUCUUUUUUAUUCCCAGCUCCCAAAGCAAAAACCCGGCGGGGGAUACACUGAGGCAAGUCCUUUUUAGAAGAUUCUACAAGAUCUUGCUUGGAACAGCAACCUGUGAGGAAGAAGUUGAAGUUCUGUUGAUACUCAUUAUUUGUUGUGUCGGAAACCAAUCUAGUUUCCAUUUUUGAAAAUAAUACUAAUACUCCAGAAUCUGAGAUAAGAUUGCUAGAAAAAGCAGCUCCUGAGAUAGUAGCUCAGAAACAUGACAAAGAAAUAUAUCCAUGGCUGGUGUAAGUUGUCAACAUAAAAACCAAUAUCUAAGUGUUAUUACCAAAAAAGGCUCACUUAUUUUGAAAACUGGUACAGUGGAGUUCCUUUCCACUGUUUCUCAAUACUUAUCUAGAGAAGCAUAUAAUGAGUUUUAGAUUCCUGCAGGGCCCCCAGUAGGACCUUGGAAAGUGUCUCUCAAAUGAGAAAUGGUUUUAAGCUCCCCUCUAUACUGACUCCUCCCUGUGCACCAAACCAUUGCACUGGGGUAACAAAUCUGAUAACUCCUGUUUGAGUGUUGGGGGUUUUGUGUUCUAUAGAACACAAAUCUCACCAGGCAACAGGAGUUACCAAUGCAGUAAAAGUUCUUAAGUUGCUACUGCUACUGCAGACCAAGGCCUUCACUGACACCUGUAGAAACUUUGUCCUGGUAGUGAGGAGAGAAUUCUUACAACAGCAUUUGCUACGUUCUGGUUCAAACCAAGCUCUACAUCUCUUCACCCUUUUUUUAUUUAAUGUCCCACAAUUUCAUUAAUACGAAAAGCAAUAUCCUCCAAAUUAUUUAUUUUAAUGUUCCCUUUUUCCUGUAUUAUCUUGGUAUCUGGCAAACAUACA
Molecule: messenger RNA, 3055 nt
Organism: Lepidothrix coronata (blue-crowned manakin)
Lineage: Eukaryota; Metazoa; Chordata; Aves; Passeriformes; Pipridae
Gene: DUT
Product: deoxyuridine triphosphatase
Exons: 7
Coding region: 28-576 (182 amino acids)
Biological process (GO): dUMP biosynthetic process; dUTP catabolic process
Molecular function (GO): magnesium ion binding; dUTP diphosphatase activity
Source: RefSeq, a predicted model, not a curated record